Molecule: messenger RNA, 2460 nt
Organism: Chlorella variabilis
Lineage: Eukaryota; Viridiplantae; Chlorophyta; Trebouxiophyceae; Chlorellales; Chlorellaceae
Exons: 3
Coding region: 1-2460 (819 amino acids)
Source: RefSeq, a predicted model, not a curated record
AUGAACGCGUUCGACACCAUCGCCACUCCUGUGGGUGUAGAGCCCUUGGGGCAACCUCUGAACCGCCGUCACAGGCGUGGAGGAGUGCUGCCUUGCAGCAGGCUGCAGCGGCGCAGGCCCCGCGGGCUCUCCAUCAGCAGCAGCAGCGCCGCCGAUGGCGGCGGUGGCGGCGGCGGCGGCGGCGCCGCUUCCGGACGGGCCAGCAAGCUGCGGGGCGCUGUGGGCUCUUUGAUCGGGCAUGCUGGUGCAGCAGCUCAGAGCCUGUGGUGUAGGCUGCAGCAGCAGCAGCAGCAGCAGGGAGAGGGCUCCGUGGCGACCACCAGCGUCGGGGACGCCACCAGCGGGAGCGGCAGCGUGCAGCAGGAUGGUCAGAGCCAGGUGCUGACAUUCCGAUCAAGGGAUGGUGACGGCCAGCAGGAUGAACCAGCUGGCAUGGAGCCAACAGCGGAAUCCACCGCUGUGCCAGCGGCGGCGGCAACCGCGUCGACAACAGCCAGUGCAGGUGCCAGCAGCAGCAGCAACAACGGCGGCAUACUUCUCAGCUGGGAUGCUCCAGACGCCCAAGCCGCUGAUGGCGGCGGCGGCGGUCCCCAAGACGGCGGCAGCACCAGCAGCAUCGAUUGGGAUGCUGAGCUGGAGCGCCCGCCUGGCGCCGCACCCUGGAGGCUGGCUGGCAACCUGCUGUUUGCCAGCCUGCUGGCGGGCACGGGCGUGGCCACGGCCCUGGCACUGCAGCGGUACGGCAGCUGGCGGCAGCAGCACCCGCUGGGCGCUCCCAUCACCGUGGGCAAUGUGCCGCAGGUGGCAGCAGCUGCACGCGCCGCGGUGCCAAGGGGGGACCGCAGCGGGGUCUGGGGCCUGCAGCAUGCACCGGAGCAGGAGCGGGGCCAGGGUGUGGGCGAGGCGCGGCAGCAGCGCGACCACGACCAUGCCAGCAGCCUCAUCGUGCACAGCGCACACCAGCUGGACACGGAAGAGGAGCUGGAGCAGCAGCAGCAGCAGCAGGAGGAGGAGAGCAGCCACCAGCGGCUGCAGCAUGUGGCGGGCGACGCAGAGGUUGGAGGCAUGCACGCCGGCGCUGCCACGCACGCAGGCGCAGAGGCGGCUGCAUCGGGUGUGGCUGGCAGGGCAAGCGGCGGUCAAGCUUGGGAUCGGCAUGGCACGCACGAGCCGGAGCCGGCUGCGGCGCAGACCCCACCCCAGCAGCAGCAGCAGCCGCAGCAGCCGCUGGAGCACCGCGACCGCCAGCCCGGCCAGGAGGAGCAGCAGCCGGAGCCGGGCCAGCAGCAGCUGCCCUCCUCUGCCGCCGCCUCCCAUGCUGCCCACGCCGCCGAGCUGGCCCGCAAGUUCCCGAUCCGCACGCCCGAGGGCGCAGCCGCGCUGGAGCGCAUGCGCCGCCUGCAGCAGCGCCGCCAGCAGCUGUAUGAGCGGGUGGAGGCGCAGCAGGAGCAGCGCUGGCAGCAGGAGUAUGGCGGAGGUGGCGGCACUGAGCGCAGCGGUGGCGGCGGCGCAGAGGAGCAGGCACUGGUGCAGGAGGAGCCAGGCCCCAUGCACAAGCAGGGGCAGCAGGGGCAGGCGCAGCUGGACGUGCCGGGCACAGCGGAGGGAGCCGGGGCCGAGGCCAGGCCAGAGCAGCGGUGGCUGGAGGCUGGGGAGGAGGCGGGGCAGGACCAGGAUCGUGCCAGCCUGAGCAGGCUGCGGGAGGAGAUGGAGAUGGAGGAGCGGUGGGAGGCGGAGGCGGAGGCGGCUAUGGCGCCAGCAGCCACCUUGCGGCGGCAGAUGAGCACCAAAGCGCUGGCCCGGCGCGCCGCCGCCGCUCACCGAGCGUCUGCUGCUGCUGCGCGGCAUGCCCAGCGUGCCGCCACCGCCUUCUCCACCGCUGCGGAUGCUGCCACCACCGCCGCCAGCGCGGCGCAGCGCGCCGCUGCCGCAGCGGCGCGUGCCGAGGCGGCGGUGGAGCACAGGGUGGCUGCUGAGGUGGCGCGCGCAGCGGCGCAGGCGGCUGAGGCGGCAGCCGAGGGCGGUGCGGCGGCGCAGAAGGCAGCGCUGGCGUCAGCCAAGUCGGUUGUAGCGAGGCAUGACGCCCGCAUGCAGGCGCAGCACGCGGUGGCAGCUGCACAGCUGGGCGAGCCGCACACAGUCCUGGAGAAGGUGGCUGAUGCCUGGCAGCAGGCGCGCCGCAUUGUGAUGGCAGCCCCUCGUGCGUCGACAACACGCAUGCAGCAGGUGGUGGUGGUGGGGCAGGCAGCAGCGCAGCAGGUCGCUGCGGCAGUGCAGAGCUCCACGGCCGCCAGCCAGGCCUGGCUGCAACAGGCGUCUGGCCAGCUGCAUGACAGGACCAGCCACGCUGCAGAGCGCUUGGUGUCCGCAGCUGCGGCGCUGCGCAUGCGCCUUCAGGCAGCGGGGGCUUCCUUCAGGAGCCGGCUGCCUGGCCAGCAGCCUCCGAGCAGCUCACACUGA